AUGGAGAGUAGUGGAGACCACGGCCGCCGCCUCAAGCCGUUGCAGCCGUGGACGACGACGAUGCCGGCAGGCCACAACUUCAGCCUGGCCGCUGGCUGCUUCCCGUGGCCGCCGCCACUGCCGUCGUCCUGCUACACCUGCGGGUACUGCAGGCGGGAGUUCCGGUCGGCGCAGGCGCUGGGCGGCCACAUGAACGUCCACCGGAGGGACAGGGCCAGGCUCCGGCAGUGCUGCUCGGCGGCCUCGGCAGCGCACGGUCCAUCUUCCCUUCCGAGCCCCAGCCUGAUGACCGCGCACCACCAGCACAGCAGAGCUCCGCUUCCCAACCUCAACUUCUCGCCGCCGCACCGCGCCGCCGGCGGCUCGAUGGCUGCCGCCGACCCCGUCAUCUACAGCUUCUUCUCGGCGACCACGACGUCGGCCGCCGCUGCGGCCACGAAUAAGGCGGCCCUUGAGGUGAGCUUGGAGCUGGGGAUUGGGGUCUGCGGCUGCGGCAGCGGCCGUGGUGGUGGUGUUGUCGAGGAGGACGGGCUGGAUCUUGAGCUCAGGCUCGGGUGCGCCUGGGAGUGA
Molecule: messenger RNA, 570 nt
Organism: Miscanthus lutarioriparius
Lineage: Eukaryota; Viridiplantae; Streptophyta; Magnoliopsida; Poales; Poaceae
Source: the annotation of a GenBank genome assembly